AUGGGUUCAGCUCAUCCCGAUUCGGAGGUGUAUCCAAAGGCCACCGGCCCUGCUGCCCGCAUCGUAGCUGAGCAUCUGGCUGACGCGCCCAUCACCCUCUACUCUGGCUGGUUUUGCCCUUUUGUGCAGAGGGUCUGGAUCACUCUAGAGGAGAAGAAGAUUCCUUACAAAUACGUGGAAAUCAAUCCUUAUCACAAAGACCCAAGUUUUCUCAAGCUGAACCCGCGUGGCCUCGUGCCAACCCUGGGAGCACCCCAAAAGGACGGAUCCCAAAAGCCAUUGAUUGAAUCCAACAUCAUUUCGGAGUAUCUGGACGAGUCCUUCCCGGAGCAAACACCGCUGUUCCCCAACGAUCCUUACGAAAAGGCUCGUAUGAAGAUAUGGAUCGACCACGUCACCAGCAGAAUCUUGCCUGCUUUCCAUCGAUUCCUCCAACACACCGACAAGAGCCCGUAUCCGCUGGAGAAAGCCAGAUCGGAGUUUCGGGACACGCUGAAAACGUGGAUCAAAGAAGCGGACCCAGAAGGGCCUUUCUUUCUUGGUAAGGAGCUCAGUUACGCAGAUGUAUGUCUGGCUCCGUGGGCGGUGAGGCUGUGGGUAUUUGACCACUUCAAAAAGGGAGGUCUCGGAAUACCUGAGGUGGGUGCCGGAGGUGAGGACGAUCAGGUGUGGGAUCGAUGGCGAAAAUGGACCACGGCCAUCGAGUCCAGGAAAUCGGUGACUGAAACCCUGAGUGACCGCGAACAUUACUUGCCCAUCUACCAGCGAUAUGCUGAGGACCGGGCGCAGAGCGAGUUGGCCAAGGCCACACGCGAAGGGAGAGGCGUGCCGUGA
Exophiala dermatitidis NIH/UT8656 is the source of this 834-nucleotide messenger RNA. RefSeq names its product glutathione S-transferase. NCBI's taxonomy places the organism in Eukaryota, Fungi, Ascomycota, Eurotiomycetes, Chaetothyriales, Herpotrichiellaceae. Gene Ontology annotation, molecular function: glutathione transferase activity. The coding region runs from base 1 to 834 and encodes 277 amino acids. Gene Ontology annotation, cellular component: cytoplasm. The record is from RefSeq and is a predicted model, not a curated record. The transcript is spliced from 2 exons.